AUCGGAGGCAGCCCUUUGUCGUCCUUUCUGGCUCUUCUUCUUCCCUCUUCUCCUUUCUCUCUGUUCCGUUUCAGGCCCGGUGCUUUUCUUCUCUCCUUUCUUUCUUUUCCUUAUCGUUCAUCGGAUUCGCAGGGGAGCUGGUCUCUCUCUCUAGUCCGUCGAGUUUGUGUAGUUUGGUUUGAGUCGGGGAGAUGAUGUCGGUCGAGGAGCAGGUGCAGGACGAGGAGCUGAAGCAGUCGCCCACGCUCUCGAAUUCGUCGUCGUCGUCGUUUUCGUCCGAGGAGGGCUAUCUGAGCAGCGCGAGCAGCGACGACCUGGUCGAGAACGAGAGCGGCGACGAGACGUCCGUCGAGGGCAGCAGCAGCGAUGGCUCCGACGAGGAAGAGGGCGAGGAGAUUGUCUUGAGGCCCUAUCGGACACGGCCGGCCAAGAGCAGCCCGCUAUGCGACUCGGCGUCGCUCUCGCAGCUCCAGGCGCUCUUGCCCAUGCCCAAGAUUGCCGUGUCGUCGCCGCCUCCGCAGCAGAGGAGCCCGUCGGCGACGUCGGCCAUGUCAAUGAGGCAGGAGGCUGUCCUGCGCUCGUUUCGACAGAGGCGGCAGUCGGAGCUCGAGGAGACUGUGCCGCUGCCGCGCAUCGAGAUCGAGCAGGUCGGCUUGGAUGAGGACUCCGAGUCUGACUGCGCCGUCGAGGACGAGGACGAAGAUGGCGAGGAGGGUCGGAGCAGAGCGAGGGCAUCGCGACGGAUGCUCUCUGCACUGGGACGUGGCAGGCCCGGCAUGAGGCGCCAGCAAUCGCUCGCAGACCGGCGAGGAGGGGGCCACGCCCGCGUGCCCUCCCUCGACCAAAUCUCGACGCGGGUGGCUGCACUCCAGACCGAGACCGAGACGCCGUCGCCCGCCUCGUACGUGAGCAGGGGCACCAUGGCGCUGCAGAGCCCCACACCCGGCACGCCUGGCUCCGCGUUCUCGAUGUCGCCGACACCGACGCCGACGCACGCGCGCAGCUUCAGCUGCCCGCACUCGUCGUCGGCGGCCGCCACCUUUGGCAAGGUCAAGGUCUUUGUCACGCCACCGACACCGAGGCCCCAGCUGCCAUCGAGCCCCAGCACGCCGUCGUCGAUGUCCUUCAAGAGCUCCGAGCCGAACGAAGGCCACGGCCUGCUGCUCACGCCCCCACCCGUCGAGAUGGCGCCCGGCCGCAACAAGCAGCUGCAGGAGAGCCAGGAGCAGCAGCAACAGCAUAUGUGGACAACGAUGGUCAGCCAGUUCUGGACCAACGCUGCCAUCUUGGGAAACGCCUCGGUGGCAGCGGCCGCGGCGGCCGCGCAGAUAAAUGCGACAACACCGUGGCCGCAGCAACAGCAGGUAUUGAUGACGCCCCCGACGGAACUACACAUUCCGCGACGGCAGCCAUCGAAGCGCAAGACAGCGGGGCCACCAGGCAAGAAGGACGAGGGGGACAAGGCGGCGGUGUCGGGUGCCGCAGAGAGCAGCAGCUGGUGGAGACGGCCCGAUGCGCCCCAGCCACGGCAGCCAUCAACGUCGUUUAGGCCCAUCACGUCUGCGGUCAACGCAAAGGAGACGAGGACGAGUUCGUACCCGCAAAAGCCCAAAGAGGACACGGCAAAGGAGGUGAAAAAGUACGUGCCGCCGGCCAAGAGGGGCAGCUUCGGCUCGGCCACGACGUCGUCACCGUCACCGGCGGGCUUCAAUGGCCUCGGCAAGCGAGCGAGCCUGCCUGCGAAGCCGGCGGUCCCGAUGCCCGCACCGACCGACCGUGCGCGGGUGGCACAGACGAUGCUGACUCGUCUUGGCCAGCGCCAAGGACAGACAGCGGGAGCUUGAUCCCUCUGCGAGCCGAUUAUAAUAUUCAUUCCUUUCGUUACCUCUGCGGUCACACUGUCGAUCCGAUCAUACAAGUUUGUGCUUUUCUCUCGACAUCGCCCAAUUACUUUUUCUGGCCAUCGUG
Messenger RNA from Acaromyces ingoldii, 1968 nucleotides. RefSeq lists its product as hypothetical. The transcript has 2 exons. Bases 192 to 1844 code for a protein of 550 amino acids. NCBI's taxonomy places the organism in Eukaryota, Fungi, Basidiomycota, Exobasidiomycetes, Exobasidiales, Cryptobasidiaceae. The record is from RefSeq and is a predicted model, not a curated record.